This is a messenger RNA of Blepharisma stoltei, 852 nucleotides long. The record is from the annotation of a GenBank genome assembly. Lineage: Eukaryota; Ciliophora; Heterotrichea; Heterotrichida; Blepharismidae.
AUGCUUAUACAUAAUUUUAACACUGAAACAAGUGCAAACAUUCAAAAUAAAGAAACUAUUAAGCUAACUGAGCAAAUAAAUUUAUCCCGGCUAUCAAAUACAACUAAGCUCGAAUAUGUUCCAAUGGGAAUAACUUCACAUACUUCAACAAAAGGAGUCAUACCAUCAAAAAAUAAUCAGCAGCUUAAACUGCCUCUUGUGAGCCAUUAUUCGUCCUUAAAGCCUUCUGAAAGUAAAGAAUAUCACUUUAAACUCAACAAAAUUAGACUGCUUUCCAAGCUCGGACCUUCCAAAAACAAUCAAAAGAUAUUUCACAAUUUUAAGAGAAACUAUUUACUUCCUGAGCCGUGUGCUGGCCUUUCAAGUACUCUUACAUUUAUCAAAGGAAACGCUAGUCCAAUUCCUCAAACCAAACUAUCUCCUAAAAUUGAAAAGGUUGAGACAAAUGAAAUCUCAAAACAAUUGACACCUAGAGGGACCCAAGUGAAUAAUUCAAAGCAUAUUAGAAUAAUUUCGCAUUUACCAAGGAGGAGUAAGUUAAAAAUUAAAGAGGUAGGGAUAGUUCCUUCCCAUACAUUGAACGAUGUUGGAAGUGUUGCUUGCAAGUCUGUAAAAAUUAAUCCAAAGGAGAUAUUAAAUGGUGGAAGGGAAAGGAAUGCUACAAGGUACUUAGCAGUAAGAGCAAAGUCUUUUUCUGAGUCAAAAUUAACUGGCAGAUUGGUAAAUGUGCCAUAUGAGAAAAAAAUUAAAAUUAAAAGGCCAAAAAUUCAAAAGAGCAGCAACUCAAUUACAUAUGAAGCAAUUUCAGCUUGGGAUGAUUUAGAUCAAGAAGACUCAUUGUAUCAGCAUUAG